Molecule: messenger RNA, 402 nt
Organism: Triticum turgidum subsp. durum (durum wheat)
Lineage: Eukaryota; Viridiplantae; Streptophyta; Magnoliopsida; Poales; Poaceae
Source: the annotation of a GenBank genome assembly
AUGGCCAUCACCAACCUUGGGUUCGCUGCCAUGCUGGUGAUACUACUGCAAGUGUCCACGUUAUGCGCCGUGGCACAGCACCACGGCGUGAUGACGCUGAACGGGUUCGAGAAAGGCCAGGACGGCGGUGGGCCGUCGGAGUGCGACGGCAAGUACCACAGCAACAAGGAAAUGAUCGUGGCGCUGUCCACCCGCUGGUACGGCGGCGGCCGCCGGUGCCAGAAGAUGAUCCGCAUCACCAGCGAGCACAACGGGCGCACCGCACAGGCAAAGGUGGUGGACGAGUGCGACUCCAGCAACGGAUGCAAGGACAGCAUCGUCGACGCCUCCGCCGCCGUGUGGAAGGCGCUCGGGCUCAACACCGACAUCGGCGAGGCUCCCGUCACCUGGACCGACGCCUGA